Solea solea (common sole) is the source of this 1451-nucleotide messenger RNA. RefSeq names its product ninjurin-2-like. The record is from RefSeq and is a predicted model, not a curated record. Gene Ontology annotation, cellular component: membrane. NCBI's taxonomy places the organism in Eukaryota, Metazoa, Chordata, Actinopteri, Pleuronectiformes, Soleidae. Gene Ontology annotation, biological process: tissue regeneration; cell adhesion. The transcript has 4 exons. Bases 375 to 854 code for a protein of 159 amino acids.
UAUUGGUUUACAGAGGCUGGUGAUUGAAUUUACGGUCGUACAUUGAGGACAAGACUGAAUCUCUCAUCGUGUUUGCUUGGUUUUCACUGUGGUUGCUUCAUGUACCACUUUUAAAAAAUGAUUUUGCACAAAGGGAGAAUAGUGUGACACAGACAAAGAGCAAGACAGAGGCUGAAAGAGUGUAAAGUGAGAGACAGAGCGAGACAGAGACCACGAUGGGGUGAAUGAGCCGUUUGUUUGUCCUCUGUGGCCUUGACUCGUGCUUGGUGCCUGGCAUCAGGAGUAAUUUCCUCUCAUAACGGACACUGCCAUCCGUGCAUUAGCAUUUUCGCUGCAGCAGGGGCAACAGUUGGUGCGUGAGUUUGCGUCUGAUUAUGCAGGGAAUGGGGAAGACAGAGAGAGGGGAGCAGGGCCGAGACAUUGACCUGACAUCGCUGAGAUCCACCAUGCCAGCCAGCGGCCCCCUGCAGGGAAGUUCAGCCUCAAACCUGAACAUGAACCUGUACGCCACCAAGAAGACAGCAGCCGAGGGCAUGUUGGACAUCGCUCUGUUCCUGGCAAACAUCACUCACAUGAAGACUGUCAUCGAACAGGGAGCUGGAUACAGGUACUACGCUGCUGUGCUGACGCUCAUCUCCUUCUCCCUGGGUCUGCAGAUAGUGGCUGGAGUCUUGAUCAUAAUCAUUGCCCGCAGGGACCUGAACGUGGUGUCCAAUCAGAAACGACUCGACUACCUGAACAACCUUGCUACGGGCGUCAUCUUUGUCGUCACGGUGGUUAACUUCUUCGUCAGCUUCUUCGGAUCGAAGAGGACCGGCUUCUUCCGCUGGCUGCUGGCUCGACUCCACUUCUGACACACACAAACACACACAUUCACACAAUUCUUGUGCUUGAAAUAGUUUGUGCACUUGCAAUUUAUAAAGAAAGUUGAAAAAAAACAAAACAUUAAAUUGUAUAUAUGUUAUUCAUUCAUUCAAUGAAAGGUGUUGAGCAUUUGAAUCAUGCUUUCAUGCUGUAAUCCUACUAAAAUUCACUUUAACCAACUGAACAUCUAUUUACAGUGAUUGUACAUUUGCCCAGUUGUGUGUGUUAUACUGUAGUUGCAUAUCUAUCUUUGCCAAAUGUGAGAUGGACACAUAGUAAAUGUGUGUUUGAGAUAUAGAGAGUGUGUGUGUGUGUCUCUUUGUGUGGUGUUACUCAUGUUGUGGGGACCUGAACACAGUCACGCUGGUUAAUAUUGAGCUACUGCCCUCUGAAGUCACAGAGACACCACUGUCUGUGUGUGUGUGUGUGUGUGUGUGUGUGUGUCACAGGACGCCGGGACCUGAAUAACUCUGGUCUGCAGAUGCGCCUGGACUAUCUGAACAACGUAAAGACCAUUAUAGUCUUCAUCACCACUGGCCUCAACUUCUUCAUCAGCACGUUUGGCAUGCAGCGCACAGGAUACUUCC